Phytomonas sp. Hart1 is the source of this 450-nucleotide messenger RNA. The record is from the annotation of a GenBank genome assembly. NCBI's taxonomy places the organism in Eukaryota, Euglenozoa, Kinetoplastea, Trypanosomatida, Trypanosomatidae.
AUGAAACCUAACUUCAAAGGCUCCAUGAUUAAAUGCGAUCCCGAUAACAUUCUCACCGAUGAAAAGAAGCGGAUACUGCGUAAGCAUAUAAUCCCCAACGCGGUGCAGAUGCACAAGGAUCGGCUGCUGGUGCAGCCGAUCGGCGGCAACAUCCGUGUUACACAUCUUACAGGAGCCCUCUGCCCGCACUUUACGAUUCCCCAAUCCCACCACACCACCGGUGUGCCGGAUACCGACUUUGUGCUGUACGUUGCGGCGGGACCAACUGUACCUGGUAUUGUUGCGUGGGCAAUCUACUGCCAGUUAGACCCCAGUGGUCGCCCCCUGGUGGGUGUUGCCAAUUUUGGGCCUCGAAACGCUCUGGAUAUUUUCUCUUCCACACGUACCCUGACUCAUGAGAUAUUGCACACGUUGGGAUUUGGCAUUGAAAUGUUUAAGAAAAAAAUAUGA